AUGGUUCAAGAAACUGACAAAACCCAAGAGCAAGCUCAAAAUUUGAGUAACACCGUUAAUAUCGACGAAUCUGUCAAGAAGACCAAAAAGAAGGAUGGUAAAACUGAAGAGGAAGAACUAUCAGAGGAAGAUCAAAAAUUAAAGGAAGAUUUGGAACUCUUAGUCCAACGUUUGAAAGAAGAUGAUUCCAGUCUUUAUGAAACAUCUCUAACUCAAUUGAAAACACUAAUAAAAACUUCCACUAGUUCAAUGACAGCUGUCCCUAAACCAUUGAAAUUCUUACGCCCAUCCUACCCAGAUUUAUGCGCUGUUUAUGAUAAAUGGACGGAUAAAGAUAUGAAAUCAAAUAUGGCUGAUGUUCUCUCAGUACUUGCAAUGACUUACGGUGAUAAAGAAGAACACGAUUCAUUAAGGUAUAGAUUAUUAUCAGAUGUUCCAAAUAUUGAAAGUUGGGGCCAUGAAUAUAUUCGUCAUUUAUCUUUGGAAAUAGGUGAAGCGUACUUCACCCAUGUCGUGGAAAGGGAAGCUCAAAUUCAUGGAUACGCAUGGGAUCCUACAAAGGUUGCUACACCAAGUCCACCACCAAUUGACUUCCAGAAGGACAGUAUUAUAAACUUAGCUUUAGAAAUCGUUCCAUAUUAUUUGAAACAUAAUGGUGAAGAAGAAGCUGUCGAUUUAUUGUUUGAAGUGGAAUCCGUCGAUAAAUUACCACCAUUUGUUGAUGAAAACACUUACCAAAGAAUUUGUCAAUAUAUGAUCGCUUGUGUUCCAUUAUUACCACAACCAGAAGAUAAGACAUAUUUAAAUACUGCAUUUUCCAUUUAUUUGACUCAAUCUCAAUUGCCUGAAGCAUUAGCUUUGGCAAUCAGAUUAGGUAAUGAAGAAUUAAUCAGAUCUGUUUUCGAUGCGACCUCUGAUAAAACCAUGCAUCAACAACUGGCGUAUAUUUUAUCCACUCAAAAGAUUUCAUUUGAAUACGAAGGCAUUCAAGAUAUUAUCGGAAAUACUAAACUUUCUGAACAUUUCUUAUAUCUAGCUAAAGAACUGAAUUUAACAAUUCCAAAGACUCCUGAAGAUAUUUAUAAGAGUCAUUUAGAUAAUGCUAAAUCUGUUUUCGCAGGUGGACUAGAUUCUGCUCAACAAAAUUUAGCAACUUCUUUUGUUAAUGGAUUAUUAAACUUGGGGUUUUGUAGUGAUAAAUUGAUUGUGGAUGAUGAUAAUUGGGUUUAUAAGACUAAAGGAGAUGGUAUGACAUCUGCAGUGGCAAGUAUUGGUUCCAUUUACCAAUGGAAUUUGGAUGGGUUACAACAAUUAGAUAAAUAUUUAUAUGUUGAAGAAAAUGAAAUUAAAGCAGGAGCCUUAUUAGGUAUUGGUAUUUCAGCCUGUGGUGUUCAUGAUGGUGAUGUAGAACCUGCUUUGUUAUUAUUACAAGAAUAUGUUAAUAAUCCAAACGCUAAACUCAGUACUGCAUCUAUCUUAGGUUUGGGUAUUGCAUUUGCUGGUAGUGCCAAUGAAGAAGUUUUAGGGUUAUUAUUACCAAUUGCUGCUGAUACAUCUAUUCCAUUUGAGACUGCUGUCGUGGCUUGUUUAUCUUUGGGUCAUAUCUUUGUUGGUACUUGUAACGGUGAUAUCACUACAGCAAUCAUAGAUAAUUAUAUAGAAAGGUCAGAUAGUGAAUUAGAAACAGAAUGGUUUAGAUUCUUGGCACUUUCACUUGGGUUAUUAUAUUUAGGAAAACCUGAUCAAAUAUCUGAUAUUGCAGACACGCUUGUCAAUUUUGAAGAACAACCAAUGACUGCUUCUUUAGAUUCAAUGUUACACAUGUGUGCUUACGUUGGUACAGGUGAUGUAUUAAUGAUUCAAAGUAUAUUGGACUGUUUAACUCCAGAGCCAGAAGAUAAAAAUGCCAAUGAAGAAAAUGAAAAUGAUGAAGAUGAUGGUACGGGACAAAUCAAUAGUUUAAGUGAAUUUUUAGGUGAGAAAGCAUCAGAGGGUGAAACUGAAACAGGGGAAGAACAUGAACAUGAACAUGAACAUGAAUAUGAAAAUGAACAUGAACAUGAACAUGAACAUGAACAUGAACAUGAAAAUGAAAAUGAGAACGAAGAGAAUAACACUAAUGAUAAUAACGAAGAUGCAGAUCAAAUGGAUGUUGAUCAAGAGGAACAUGUAGAAACUACAGGAACAACUGAAAAUCAAACAGAACCCACUUCGACCAACAAUGCGGAAGAAACAAAACCAAAAGAAGGUGCCCAAGAUGAAGAAAAGAAGAAAUCAGAAAAAGAAGGUGAAAAGGAAAAGGGAGGUGAUAACGAACAAGUAUCCGACUCCCCGGAUGGAAUCUGCGAGGAUCUAUUUGGUGUAUUAUCAAUUGCCAUGAUUGUAUUAGGUGAAGACAUAGGUAAAGAAAUGUCUUUACGUCAUUUUGGUCAUUUAAUGCAUUAUGGUAAUGAAACUAUUCGUCGUAUGGUUCCAUUAGCAAUGGGUCUUGUUUCUAUUGCUGAUCCACAAAUGAAAGUUUUUGAUACUUUAUCACGUCUUUCUCACGAUGCAGAUUUAGAUGUUGCAAUGAAUUCUAUUUUUGCUAUGGGUCUAUGUGGUGUUGGUACAAACAAUGCAAGAUUAGCACAAUUAUUGAGACAAUUAGCAAGUUAUUAUUCUCGAGAACAGGAUGCUUUAUUCAUAACAAGAAUUGCUCAAGGUUUACUUCAUCUAGGUAAAGGUACCAUGACAAUGGAUAUGUACGAUGAUUCACAUGUUCUUAAUAAAGUUACAUUGGCUUCAUUGUUGACAGUAAUUACUGGUUUAGGAACUCCAGGUUUCAUGUUAAAACACCAUCAAUUAUUCUAUUUCUUAAACAGUGGUGUAAGGCCCAAAUAUCUUUUAACUUUGAAUGAAGAUAAUGAACCUAUUAAAGUUAAUGUACGUGUGGGUCAAGCAGUUGAGACUGUUGGUCAAGCAGGUAAACCAAAAACUAUUACCGGUUGGAUUACACAAUCUACUCCCGUGUUAUUAAAUCAUGGAGAAAGGGCAGAAUUAGAAAAUGAUGAAUAUAUAAGUCUGUCUAAGAGUUUGGAAGGUGUUGUUAUCUUAAAGAAGAAUCCAGAUUAUCACGAAGAGGAAUAG
Naumovozyma dairenensis CBS 421 is the source of this 3126-nucleotide messenger RNA. RefSeq names its product proteasome regulatory particle base subunit RPN1 (gene RPN1). Gene Ontology annotation, biological process: regulation of protein catabolic process; proteasome-mediated ubiquitin-dependent protein catabolic process. The record is from RefSeq and is a predicted model, not a curated record. Bases 1 to 3126 code for a protein of 1041 amino acids. Gene Ontology annotation, cellular component: proteasome regulatory particle, base subcomplex; proteasome storage granule; nucleus. Gene Ontology annotation, molecular function: enzyme regulator activity. The transcript has a single exon. NCBI's taxonomy places the organism in Eukaryota, Fungi, Ascomycota, Saccharomycetes, Saccharomycetales, Saccharomycetaceae.